Messenger RNA from Helicoverpa armigera (cotton bollworm), 3043 nucleotides. Its product is annotated as basic proline-rich protein. Lineage: Eukaryota; Metazoa; Arthropoda; Insecta; Lepidoptera; Noctuidae. The record is from RefSeq and is a predicted model, not a curated record.
UAAAGUUGGUAGGUGGUAUAUAUUAUAUGCGAUGGCAAGAGCGAAGCUCAAACGUACCCGCGCGCGCGCAUAGAGAGACGCGUCUUGUGUUGUGUGAUCUAUAGAUCAAUAAUGCAGUGUAUGUGCUAGUCAACCGAAGGAAAUAUGAGGCUGUCACUGCACCUGGCAGUGGUGCUGCUUGCAGUGUACCACACCUGCAAGGCAGACCGACCAACAAGGGAGAUCCAGUUCAGCUCCAACCAAAACUAUGCGGUGAUCGGCUCCCCCAUCUCCGCGAACCUCGAUGAAGAUGGAUACUUCUACCCGAAGCCGAAGAUACCCUUCCCGCCGCCGCCGCCACCACCGCCGCCAACUAGGCCGCCGCCACCACCACCGCCGCCCCCAACAAGGCCUCCACCACCACCACCGCCGCCACCAACUCGGCCCCCGCCGCCACCGCCGCCGCCACCAACAAGGCCUCCUAUAACACAGGCGACAGGCUACUACUAUGAAACGCCUAGAAUCCCGUUCCCGCCGCCGACGAGGCCGCCUCCACCACCACCGCCACCACCAACUCGGCCCUCCCCACCACCACCGCCACCAACAAGGCCACCUCCUCCUCCGCCGCCGCCGCCAACAAGGCCCCCACCUCCGCCAACGCCGCCGAGGACACCACCACCACCUCCACCAACUAGGCCACCACCGCCACCACCAACAAGGCCUCCAGUAACAAGGUCACAGGCUACUACUAUGAAACCCUAAAAUACCGUUCCCUCCACCACCAGGCCACCGCCGCCUCCUCCUCCACCACCGACUAGGCCGCCACCCCCACCACCGCCACCACCAACUAGGCCACCUCCUCCUCCACCCCCACCACCAACUAGGCCUCCACCACGCCCAACCCCACCUCCAACAAGGCCUCCACCGCCACCAACUUUCAAAACCCCAACUACAGGCUAUGAGUACAAAACACCAAGUAUACCUUUCCCACCUCCCACGAGGCCACCACCGCGUCCAACACCACCACCAACCAGGCCGCCACCUCCCCCAACAACCAGACGACCACCGCCACCACCACCUCCACCGCCGACAAGGCCACCCACAACCAGGCCUCCACCAACAUACAGCACCAUCUUGGAUCAAACUAGAACCACGGGAUAUACAUACCCAACUCCGUCAAUACCUUUCACUUACCCAACUACGACCAGGAGACCCUACAUUCCUCCUGUAACUCAGCCCACCACGCAGAGGACAUUCCCUCCCGUGACUUAUACUUACAGGCCUCCUCCGCCACCUACGCCUCCUCCAACCAGGCCUACUUACCGAACUCCGUCAACUUACCUACCACCUCCACCACCAACAAGGCCCCCUACACCUCCUCCAACUAGGCCACCACCGCCCCCAACGCGGCCUCCUACUAGGCCCCCACCACCACCUACCAGACCUCCGACAUUCAAGACUCCAGCUACAUAUCUUCCACCGCCACCACCAACCAGGCCUCCGACCCCACCGCCAACAAGGCCACCACCACCCCCAACAAGGCCACCAACAAGGCCCCCACCACCACCAACGCCUCCUCCAACCAGGCCACCGACAUUCAAGACUCCAGCGACAUAUCUUCCGCCCACCAACAAAGGCCACUUACCACCCCCACCGCCAACCAGGCCUCCAACUCCACCACCAACUAGACCACCACCGCCCCCAACAAAGGCCAUACUUGCCACCCCUGCCCCAACCAGGCCUCCAACUCCACCGCCAACAAGACCACCACCACCCCCAACACCACCACCAACAAGACCGCCACCUCCCCAACACCACCACCAACAAGGCCUCCACCACCUCCAACCAGGCCAACCCCACCACCGACAUACAAAACCACAGGCUAUGAUUACCCUACGCCUAAAAUACCAUUCACCUUCCCAACAACUUCGCGACCAACAACCAAUGCUCCUAUAUACUUACCCCCCAGUACCACGAGACCUCCGAUCUACAUUCCACCUCCAACAACCCCAAGGCCUUACACUAGGCCCCCAGUCUACAUCCCACCUCAAACUACGCGGCCUCCGGUGUACAUCCCCCCUUCAACAACAAGGCCUCCAAUCUACAUUCCUCCUCCAACGACUCCUAAGCCUUACACAAGGCCACCGGUGUACAUUCCCCCCUCAACAACAAGGCCCCCAAUCUACCUACCUCCUCAAACAACCCCUAAGCCUUACACUAGGCCACCAGUAUACAUCCCCCCUUCAACAACAAGGCCUCCAGUCUACAUUCCUCCUCCAACGACUCCAAGGCCUUACCAGCCCCCAGUUUACAUCCCCCCUCAAACUACGAGACUCCCCGUAUACAUUCCCCCUUCGACGACAAGAAUACCAUACACGACUCGACCGCCCUUCAUCGAAGAUAAGGGUUAUUUCUACGACCGACCACUCGUUCCCUUCGUAUUCUAAUUUAGUUUAGUUAAUUAGUUACAUGAUGCACCAAAAUUUGAUUAAAUACAUAGAAUAAUUAAGCACCUGAUUUGCGAAUAAAAAUUCGUAGAUUCGAUUGUAAUUACGGAUCGAAGUAAUUGAGUUUUUCUUAAAGAAAAAUUUUCAAUUACCAUUCGAAAUUAGAAUCGCUUUUAAGCAUGCAGAAAAUAAUAGUAGCUACUUAAUUUAUGAAAAUAUAAUUUGGUAGUAAAGGUAAAGUGCUAGUUUAUUAACAUGAGCAAUUUUAACGUUAUUGGGUAUAGAUAUUUUCACGAAUAUCCAUUUUCAAAUUUAGUUAAUUAAUCAUUGAUUUUAAUAUAGCUCAUUGACAAGUAGUGAAUAUAUUGCUUAAACUUAAUAAUUUUGGUGCAGCCAUGUCCUUUAAGUUGCCAUAAAAAUUGUGAUACCAAACGAGUACUACGUACUUACAGUCGCAAUAAUAAUUAUACUUUGUUAAUUAUGUUUGUUUAUAUAUUAGUAACUAGUUAUAUAUAUGUAACGGUAAUACUCAAAAAUCAAACGCGGAACCACUGCCUUUAACUAAUUCUACGUUUAAGAUUGUAAAAUAUUUUUUAAAUAAAAGAAAAUGAGAAAUA